AUGGCACAGCCCAUUAUGAAGGCUCCAUUAAAAGGUGUACAAGCAGGUCGGAACCUCCUAAAGAAAAAGUCUGCUGCCAUGACUCUUCAAUUCCGGCAGAUCUUAAAGAAGGUCAUUCAGACCAAAGUGCUAAGGGGUGAAGUGAUGCGAGAAGCUGCUUUCUCACUUGCUGAAGCCAAAUUCACAGCUGGUGACUUUGGUGCCACCGUUAUUCAGGAUGGGAACAAAGCUCAAGUGAAGAUUAGAACAAAGAAAGAUAAUGUAGCAGGUGUUGCCUUGCCAGUAUUUGAACAUUACCAGGAAGGAACCGACAGUUACGAAUUGACUGGUAUGGCCAGAGGUGGUGUGACAAGGAAAUCACUUUAAAAGACUGAUAUUUAUUAAUUUAAGGUCGCCAAGGAAUUCAGCUAUGUAAUUCCUUAAUGAAAACUCAAGUCAGCCGUCAGCCUUUUAUAGAGUUUAAUUACAAACAGGAGGAAGAAAGGAAUUAGAGAGAGAGAGAGAGAGAGAGAGAGAGAGAGAGAGAGAGAGAGAGAGAGAGAAAGGGGAGAGAAGGGAAUAGGGCUUAAAUAUCCCCUCUGUUUAGGCUGGGCCAAAAGGCCCAAGCCCUUAGAUAGCUGGGGCAAAGAAAAGAGAUCAGUUCCUAUUACUCACGUGACCAAAAUGGAGAAACAGUCUCAAAGGCCCCCACCUUCAGCUUCCUUCAGAGCAAGCUUCUCAGAGCACACUCCAACCACUCCGACAAACUCCUCAACCAAAAAAAACCCCCUGCGUCUUCAGACCCCUCUAUCUUUAAGGAAACCAUCCAAGUUCCCUCCCCUCAGUUCUCACAUCUACCAAUCACCUGUCCAUCAAUUUCCCUGUGCCAAUGGAGGCUCUAGCUUAACCCAGGACCGCCCAGAGGUCUCUGGCUUUGC
Molecule: messenger RNA, 917 nt
Organism: Monodelphis domestica (gray short-tailed opossum)
Lineage: Eukaryota; Metazoa; Chordata; Mammalia; Didelphimorphia; Didelphidae
Source: RefSeq, a predicted model, not a curated record